UUUUUUUUUUUUUUUUUUGUUCUCUAAAUUUGUACUUGGCCCUUUUCGGAACCAAUUUAGCUGUCUUUAUCAAUCGACGGGAUACAACUGGGGUGUGGUCAGCAUUACUGAAGUGGAGUUUUCUAGCUAGGAUCAGUUUGAGGGAAUUCGUGUCUUGUUGACAUGUGCGACUGGAAGUCGCGCCGUUAGUGUUACUCAAUCUCCAACGAAAUAAAAAAUUCAACCUUUCCGGCUUUUUGUUUCUGCUUGCCAUUAGAAGAAGCAACCGUUUUAGCACUUAAACUCCUCAAUGAGAAAGCUAGCCAUCAACCAUGAAUUCCACUAAAUUCUUUUUUUUCACAAGUCUAUUGCUUAUCUUCCUUGUGAUUCUUCCCUCUUCCCUUUCGGUUGCCAUAGACGCCAUUACACCAAACCAACCCCUAAGAGAUGGCAACGUUCUUCUCUCCACCACUAAAAUCUUUGCACUAGGGUUUUUUAGCCCAGGCAAUUCUCAUAAUCGUUUCGUCGGAGUUUGGUACAACAAAAUUCGAAUCCAAACCAUCGUCUGGACUGCAAACAGAGACAACCCCAUAAUUCCUAUUUCUGGAGCUGGGCUCCUAGCUGUUCAUGGAGAACAUGGAGGCCUUGUCAUCUAUGGGAAGGACCAAAAUAACCCUCUUUGGUCUGCUAAUGUCACAGUCUCUUCGCCAAACAAUUACGUAAUAGCCAAACUUUUGGAUACAGGAAAUCUUGUAUUGCUUGAGAAUUAUGGUAGUAGCCAAAGGGUGCUAUGGCAGGGCUUUGAUUACCCCUCAGAUACAGUGCUUCCAGUGAUGAAGAUUGGGCUGAACCGACGGUCAGGGCUGAACACGGUCCUAAAAUCUUGGAAGUCCCACGAUGAUCCCAGAUCGGGGAAUUUUUUGCAUGAGAUUGACCCAACCGGGUUUCCGCAGGUGAUUAUGUACAACGGUCGAACCAAAUGGUUUCGGGCCGGACCUUGGACCGGAAAGGGAUUAAGCGGGCUCCCUGAGAUAGCAUCUAAUAGUUACCGCAGCUUUGUGAACAAUAAAGAUGAGACGUAUAUGAUGUAUACUGUUCCAAAUGGCUCAGUUUUCACAAGGGGAGUGGUAGAUGAAUCAGGAACUUUUCAACGGUUCGUAUGGCGAGAUCAAGAAAACAAAUGGAUCGAAGUAAGCUCUAACCCAAGUGAGUGGUGUGACUACCAUGGACAGUGUGGUCCAAAUAGUAACUGUGACCCAUACAGUAAUUAUAACUUCUCUUGCCUUUGUCUACCCGGAUUUGAACCCAAGUUCCCCCGGGAUUGGUCUCUGAGAGUUGGAUGGGGUGGAUGCCUGAGAAAAUCGGGAGCGUCUCCAUGCCAAAAAGGGCAAGGGUUUGUUAAGGUGGCACGCGUGAAGGUACCCGACACAUCUGGGGCACGUGUGAAUAUGAGUUUGAGUCUGAAAGGGUGUGAGCAAGAGUGCAGAAAGAAUUGCUCUUGCACGGCAUACACGAGUGCAGAUGAAGGGAUGGAGGGAAGGGUUGCGUGACGUGGUACGGGGACUUGAUAGACGCAAGAACUUUUUCAAAUGUUGGGCAGGACUUGUAUGUACGAGUCGAUGCAGCUGCUCUAGCUCAAUUUGCAAAUGGUUCUGUAAUUAGCAAGAAGGCAAGGCUGGCAAUUUCACUAGUAUCCGCUCUUGUGUUCCUUGUCCUAGUAUUCCUUUCAUUUUGGUUGGUAAGGAGGAAGAGGAAAGCAGGGAGGCAGAGAAAAAAUAUGUGUUUCAUGGAAGAUAGAAUAGAUCUUGAUGAUCAAAGUAAUAUAAACUCAGAAUUACCAUUCUUUGAUCGAACAACCAUUGUAGCGGCACGGGAAAUUUCUCUGUAGCAAACAAGCUUGGGAAAGGAGGUUUUGGCUCAGUCUAUAAGGGUGUACUUCAUAAUGGAAAGGAACGUAGCAGUGAAACGACUAUCGAAGCAUUCUGGUCAAGGAAUUGAAGAGUUUAAGAAUGAAGUUGUUAUAAUUGCAAAACUCCAACACAAGAACCUUGUCAAGAUUAUAGGUUGCUGCGUUGAAGAUGAAGAGAAGAUGCUAAUCUAUGAAUACGUACCAAACAAAAGUUUGGACUCUUUUUUUUUGAUGAAACAAAAAGAAAUAUUUUAGAUUGGACAAAACGCUUUGAGAUUA
Messenger RNA from Pyrus x bretschneideri (Chinese white pear), 2167 nucleotides. Its product is annotated as G-type lectin S-receptor-like serine/threonine-protein kinase RKS1. Gene Ontology annotation, biological process: recognition of pollen. Lineage: Eukaryota; Viridiplantae; Streptophyta; Magnoliopsida; Rosales; Rosaceae. The record is from RefSeq and is a predicted model, not a curated record. The transcript has 5 exons. The coding region runs from base 312 to 1529 and encodes 405 amino acids.